AUGCACGGGUUAACUGACCAUGUCUUCCGCAUCCUCUCCCAGCAUUGGAUAGCAGUGUCUCUCACGGCCCUCGUGCUGUGGCUAGUCAAGAACAGAUAUCAUAAUGGGCUUCACAAAUAUCCAGGUCCGCUUUGGGCCUCCCUCACGGACUGGUGGCGCUUCUUGGAUGUCUAUGGUCGAAGGCCUGAAGUCACUCAUCGCUUACUUCACAAAAAGUAUGGCAGUGUCGUUCGCCUUGGUCCGAAUACUCUCUCCUUCUCUGACCCUCGGGCACUCAAGUCGAUAUAUGGCUUGAACAAAGGAUUCAUCAAGUCCGAAUUCUACGUUGUCCAGCAGGCCGUUGCUAAAGGCCACCGCUUGCAGUCCUUAUUCAGUUCCACAGACAACAAUUUUCAUUCCCGAUUCCGCCGCUGUGUGAACUCUGCAUUUGCCAUGUCAGCGUUGGUUCAAUAUGAGCCCUUUGUCGACAAUACGACAAAGCUCUUCCUAAAACAGACACAAGACAUUUAUGUCAACAACCCUGAAGGCUGUGACUUUACUCAGUGGUUGCAGUUCUACGCCUUUGAUGUGAUUGGAGAAAUCACGUACAGCAAGAGACAUGGUUUUGUGGAAAAUAACAAAGAUAUUGAUGGUAUCGUGGCGUACCUGUCAUGGCUAUUCCUCUACGUCGCGCCGAUUGGACAAAUCCCUUUCCUUGACCGUCUCUUGCUGAAGAACCCUAUCUACCUCCAACUCUCCCAAUGGGGCUUCAUUGAUGCCACCUUCCCCGUCGCCCGAUUUGCUGGCAACCGCAUGGCUGAAAGACUCCCAGAACUAGCGAAGGGGAGAUCGGCAUCCGACCUGGGGGUGAAAUCGCCAGAUCUCCUGUCUAAGUUUCUGGCAGCACAUGAGGCACAUCCCGAGUUUAUGAGCGAGACUUUGGUCCAGACUAUGGCCGUAAGCAUGGCUUUUGCUGGCUCGGAGACCACGGCCAUUAGUCUAUCAGCAGUCUUUUACUUUUUGCUCAAACAUCCGCCCGCUUUGGAGCGUCUUCAGGCUGAGCUUGAUGAAGCUGCCCGUGCGGGAUUAUUUGGAGACUCUGAGACCGGCCUCGUUACUUGGCACGAGAGCCAGAGGCUUCCUUACCUGGAUGCCUGUAUUAAAGAGGCGUUCAGAUUGCAUCCUGCUGCAGGACUCCCGCUGGAACGAGUGGUACCUGAGCAUGGAGCAGAAAUUGCCGGCCAUUUUGUGCCUGGGGGCACCGUUGUCGGCUGCUCGGCGUGGCUGAUUCAUAUGGACAAGAGCAUAUUUGGCGACGAUGCAGAGAUCUAUCGUCCUGAGCGUUGGCUUCCGGACGAGGUACUCAGCAUGACUGAGAGCGGUAAAGACGCCGAAGAUCGUCGUAUCAAGGAGAUGAACGGGACCAUGUUCCAGUUUGGAAUGGGCAGUCGGACUUGCAUUGGGAAGAACAUCAGUUUGCUCGAGAUCUACAAACUCGUACCCAGCAUGUUGCGAAGAUUCGAAAUUCAAUUCCAAGAUCCAUCCCAAGAAUGGGAGCUGGUCAAUGCGUGGUUCGUCAAGCAGAAGAAUUUCACCACCACGUUCAAACUUAGGGAUAUCGUCAAACCAGGAGAAAUUCAUCAUUCCACCUCUUGA
Molecule: messenger RNA, 1635 nt
Organism: Penicillium canariense
Lineage: Eukaryota; Fungi; Ascomycota; Eurotiomycetes; Eurotiales; Aspergillaceae
Product: cytochrome P450
Exons: 4
Coding region: 1-1635 (544 amino acids)
Molecular function (GO): iron ion binding; oxidoreductase activity, acting on paired donors, with incorporation or reduction of molecular oxygen; monooxygenase activity
Source: RefSeq, a predicted model, not a curated record